Symbiodinium necroappetens is the source of this 2100-nucleotide messenger RNA. The record is from the annotation of a GenBank genome assembly. Lineage: Eukaryota; Dinophyceae; Suessiales; Symbiodiniaceae.
AUGAAUCCAUCAGCGCUGGUGGCCUGUCUCGUGUCUCUCGUGUCUGCCAUCCCGAACCCCGGGUCCUACCACAAGCCCUGGGCAACGCAUGCUGGCUGCGCCUCCAUCGUCCGAAGAUUCGACUGGCAGCAGAACACCUCUGAGCCCUUGUACCGACGAUUCCACGCGUGCUUGGCGAGGCGCAAGGAUUUACCGGAUUGGGCACACAAGAGCCGGCCGGCCUUGUUCUCAGGCGAGCAUUAUCCAAUCUCGGUCGUACCUUCAAUCAGCGGGGUGCCUCUCUAUUGGAUCACCCCAGUUUAUGACUACGUCGUCUCGAACUUUAUCAGGAAGGAAGGCACCUACGAGCCUAUGGAGCUUGAGGUCUUCCGCAAUUUGGUGAAAGAGGGUGACGUCGUCUGCGACAUAGGCUCACAUGUGGGGAGCUACUCGAUCCCUUUGGCUUUCCAUGUGGGUCAGAAUGGUCGUGUACAUGCCUUCGAGCCCUUCCGGGUGGUGUUCCAGCUGCUAACAGGAAACGUUGCCAUCAAUGGGCUCUACAACUUCUACACUCAUAACGUGGCACUGGGCGAGAAGUCGGAGGUGCUGCGCGUUCAGAGCCCUGCACUGAAGAAAUCGAGCAACAUAGGUGCCACGAGUGUCUACUAUCAGGCGAAGCCUGUCUACGGGGAAAAUCAUGUCCUGCAGUACGAGGGCGAAGAGUUUGUGAAGGUGGAGACUCUCGACUCCUUCCAGAUUGAGCAGGUGCAUUUCAUGAAGAUUGACGUGGAGGGGGCUCUGGAGAAGGUUCUGCGUGGAGGCCAAGAGACCAUUGAGCGAAAUCGGCCCUUGAUAGCAUGUGAGCAUGGUGAGGUGACUGCACCUGAGCUUCUGGUGGCUUGGAGCUACCGCUGCAUCUUGGUCUUGCCCGUGCAUGACCUCUGGGUUUGUGUACCGCAGGAAAAAUGGUGGCGAUAUCGGUGGCUUGAAACAACCGAUUUUGGGUAUGGGCCUGCAGCAGAAGCUGCUGCCCAGCAAGAUCUUGCUCAGGAAGUUCGGAGGAGUACAGAUCCACCCAAGCUCUUCCGAGAAGGGGAGGGUUUUCAGCUCCCAAAGGUGCGCCCGGAGUCCGGCGUAUUUCUGAGAGCAAAGAAAGUGCAGUCGGAGAGGCGCACGCCUUUGCAAGUGGGUGCCUGUGCCAAGCCCGAAGACGAGCGCCUGCAGCCCGAAACAAAAGACGAUGCAGAGGAGGGCAAUCGGCAGAACAGCAACAACAAGCAUUUUGCAGUCCAGUACAACCCAGGUCCGGGACGGGCUUUCUGGCACCUGCUCCUCACUCCAGGCCCGGCCUCGGGUGGGGUUUUUUGGGCAAUGGACUGCGUCCAUGGGAAUCCUGGAGAGGUUUGGGCACCGGUCUCUGCUCAGAUGGGGCUCCGCUGGGCUCUGCACGGCCCUCGCGGGACUCUUUGCCUGGCCAAGAAGAAGAAGGGCGGCGGCGGCGGUGGCGGUGGCGGCGGUGGCAGUGGAGGUGCUGAGGAAGGCGACGUAGACAUCGACACCGAGGCCAUCGUCGCAGACUUCGAGGAGAAAAUGAAGAAGUCCGUCGUCCUCCUCGAGGAUAACCUGAGAACGAUCAGAGCUGGAAAGGCAACUCCUUCCCUGUUGGACAGCGUGAAGGUGAAUGCUUACGAGUCUGUUCUGAAACUCGAGGAGGUUGCGACCGUCACCGCUUCUGACACCACCACGCUGAUGGUGAACGUCUUCGAUGAGACGGUCGUGGGAGCGGUCGUAAAGGCCAUCCAGACGGCCGAUCUGGGUUUCACGGCUUCGGAGACCAAGCCUCAGAGAAGUUCUGUCCCGACACAGGGCCUUCCCCGCAGCUUCGGGCAGCUUAGGAUGGGCCAGUCAGUGAAGGUCAACAUCCCCCCCCUCACGAAGGAGAAGCGCGUGCAGUACGUGAAGCUGGCCAAGGACUACGCGGAGAAGUCCAAGGUCGCGGUCCGGAAUGUCCGGCAAGCAGCAAUGAAGAAGAUCAAGAGCUUCAACAAGAAGCUCCCGGAAGAUACGGCGCCGAGCUCAAACUUCGCUUCCGCACGAAGCCCGAGGAUCCCGGAACCCUAA